This is a messenger RNA of Schizophyllum commune H4-8, 550 nucleotides long. RefSeq lists its product as uncharacterized. The transcript has 4 exons. NCBI's taxonomy places the organism in Eukaryota, Fungi, Basidiomycota, Agaricomycetes, Agaricales, Schizophyllaceae. The record is from RefSeq and is a predicted model, not a curated record. The coding region runs from base 28 to 477 and encodes 149 amino acids.
UACCAUCCCUUCCUCUUUCUCUUGCUCAUGCUGUGCGCGAUGGCGGAAUUGGGGCUGGGGGUAUUUCUGAUCGUGACGGGAUACGAGCACGAGUACUGGCCGAGCUCGCGAUACAGGGCGCUGCUAAUCCUCUUCCUCUUCGACGCGGCGUGGACGAUAUUUUUCUCGAGCGCCUACUUGUUAUAUUGCCUGGAGGGCGGCCGGCGUCUCCUGGCGGACAUUGCAAGCUCCGUGAUAUGGCUCAUAAUGACAACGACGCUUUGGGGUGCUGCAGCGGGCCUGUGGCACAAUACACGAACGGGAGGGGAUUGUACGGGACAACCGGCAAUUUCUGAAUGCCGGGAGACGCUGACGAUAGAAGGACUGGGCUGGGCGCAAUUCUCGUUAUCCGCACUCACGAUGCUGUCGACGAUCGCUUGGAUGCAGGAGUCGCGGUGGAAGAGAAGACUGGACGAGGUGCUUGAGAUGCCGGUCUGACGAGAUAAGAGCACGAUAUCUAUUCGCUCGCAGCGCUGUGUAACUUAAUGAAGUCCAAGUCCAAGUUGCGUGC